Molecule: messenger RNA, 4014 nt
Organism: Knipowitschia caucasica
Lineage: Eukaryota; Metazoa; Chordata; Actinopteri; Gobiiformes; Gobiidae
Source: the annotation of a GenBank genome assembly
AUGCGCUUUCCAGCUGUUCGCACGUGGAGGUCCAUCCUGUCCAGUCCCAAACUUCUGAAUCCAGCUACAAAGAUGGCUGUGGUGCAGUUCUACAGUUCUGAGUGUGUCCGUGCUCGGGCCUUACAGAGGGCAGCCAAACUCUACCCACAGCUGUCAAUCACCACUGAACUCUGCUACAAUGUGGGGCUGUCAGGAUGUGAGAAUCUUAAAGAGGACCAGCGUGAGAUUCUGCUUUGGUUGUUUCGUCCGCCUCUCCAGUCCCAGCCCCUGUCUGAUAAACCCACUCUGACAGAGGGCAACAGGGCAACACUGGUGGAGAUUGGACCAAGGCUGAACUUCUCCACAGCCUGGUCAACGAAUGCUGUGUCCAUCUGUCAAAGUGUCGGCCUCACAAACGUCUCACGCAUCGAGCUGUCCCGGAGGUUCCUCAUCAAGCCCUCAAAAUCGUAUACUGGGAACUAUGAAGAAGACAUAAAGAAGCUGAUCGAGUCUUUGUAUGACGGUAUGACUGAAUGCAUUUAUCCAAAUCCCAUCACAUCAUUUGCUGUGGAGACCAGACCUCAGCCCGUUUUUGAGGUGGACAUUUUGGGAAAAGGUCGUGCGGCGCUGGAAAAAACGAAUGCAGAUUUGGGUCUUGCCUUUGACUCGUGGGAUUUGGACUAUUACACAUCAAUGUUUCAACGAGUGAAAAGAAAUCCUACAAGUGUGGAGUGCUUUGACCUGGCACAGUCCAACAGCGAGCACAGCCGGCACUGGUUCUUUCGUGGCCGAAUGCUGAUUGAUGGAGAGGAGCAGACGGACACACUCUUCAGUCUCAUCAUGGACACACAGCAACACACCAACCCCAACAACAUCAUCAAGUUUUGUGACAACAGCAGUGGAAUCAGAGGUGUGGAACUGGACUGUCUGUAUCCUAAAGACCCAUCUCAGGCCAGUUUGUACGAGACCCGACCAUCUCUCCGUCACGUCAUCUUCACUGCAGAGACGCACAACUUCCCAACAGGCGUAGCCCCCUUCAGUGGAGCCACCACAGGCACAGGGGGCCGCAUCAGAGACGUCCAGAGCGCAGGACAAGGAGGUCACGUCAUCGCAGGAACCGCUGGCUACUGCUUUGGAAACCUGCACAUCCCUGGCUACACGCUGCCCUGGGAGUGCACAGGAGAGGGCUGGGAUUAUCCUUCCAGCUUUGCUUCUCCGCUGCAGGUCGCAAUAGAGGCCAGUGAUGGUGCCUCCGACUACGGCAACAAGUUUGGAGAGCCGGUCUUGUCAGGUUUUGCCCGUUCUUUUGGGAUGCGGCUGAAGAACGGUGAGCGGCGAGAGUGGAUCAAGCCGAUCAUGUUCAGCGGAGGCAUCGGCUCCAUUGAAGACGGCCACAUCAAGAAGGCAGAGGCAGAGACGGGGAUGGAGGUGGUGAAGAUCGGAGGCCCAGUUUACAGGAUCGGUGUGGGAGGUGGAGCGGCUUCAUCUGUGCAAGUUCAGGGGGACAACUCCAGUGAGCGGGACCUGGGUGCGGUGCAGAGAGGCGACGCAGAGAUGGAGCAGAAGAUGAACCGAGCGCUGAGGGGCUGUUUGGAGAGGAGCGAAGGAAACCCCAUCUGCAGCAUCCACGACCAGGGCGCCGGUGGAAACGGUAACGUGCUUAAAGAGCUGAGUGAACCGGCUGGAGCUGUGAUUUACUGCAGUAAGUUCAAGAAAGGUGACCCAACGUUGAGUGUGCUGGAGCUGUGGGGCGCAGAGUAUCAGGAGAGCAAUGCUUUACUGCUGCGCCCAUCUGACAAAAACUUCCUGCAGAGGGUCUGUGCGAGGGAGAAGUGUCCGGUCGACUUUGUGGGAAACAUCACAGGAGACGGCAAGAUCACACUGGUGGAUGAUGAGCAGGUCAGCGGAGGUCGCCGUCCCGUUGACCUGCAGCUCGAGUGGGUUUUGGGGAAGAUGCCGCAGAAGGAGUUCAAGAUGGAGCGCGUGAGCUCAAAACACAAGCCCCUGGUUCUCCCUGAGGAGCUCACAGUGAGAGCGGCUCUGGACAGAGUGCUGCGUUUACCCGCCGUGGCAUCGAAACGAUACCUCACCAACAAGGUGGACCGCUCCGUCACUGGACUGGUGGCGCAGCAGCAGUGUGUGGGACCCCUUCACACUCCGUUGGCUGAUGUUGCUGUUGUCGCGCUGUCUCCGUUUGGCCUGGAAGGAGCAGCCACCGCUAUCGGGGAGCAGCCCAUCAAAGGCUUGCUCAACUCUGCCGCCGGAGCACGCAUGGCCGUAGGGGAGGCCCUCACUAACCUGGUGUUCGCCAAAGUUACUGAUCUGAAAGAUGUAAAAUGCAGCGGGAACUGGAUGUGGGCUGCUAAGUUGCCUGGCGAGGGAGCAUGUCUGUGGGAUGCCUGCAAAGCCAUGUGUGAGGUGAUGGGGCAGCUGGGCGUGGCCAUCGAUGGGGGCAAGGACUCUCUGAGCAUGGCAGCCAGAGUGGGCAAUGAGACUGUGAAGGCCCCUGGGGCUUUGGUUAUUUCGGCCUAUGCUGUGUGUCCUGAUAUCACUGCUACAGUAACUCCUGAUCUUGAAGACCCAGAUGGCAAAGGUGUGUUGUUGUGGGUUCCUGCGAGUCCCAACUGCCAUCGUUUGGGAGGCUCGGCUCUGGCUCAGUGCUACAGUCAGCUGGGGGAUUGCUCGCCGGACCUGGACCAGCCCCAGCUACUGUCCGCCUGCUUCAACACCACACAGACUCUCAUUACUGAUGGUCUGCUGAGCGCUGGCCAUGACAUUAGUGACGGAGGUCUGAUUUCCUGUGCUUUGGAGAUGGCUUUUGCCGGAAACAGAGGAAUAGAACUGGAGCUGUCCUCACAUGGAGCUGGAGUGAUGGAGCUGUUGUUUAGCGAGGAGCUCGGUCUGAUCCUAGAAGUUUCUCAACAUGACGUUGAAAGAGUUUGUCGGAAAUACACAGACGCAGGUGUGCAAUGUCAUCAGAUUGGAAAAACGUCCGGAUUUGGACCCAGUUCAAAGAUCGUUGUGUGUGUGGAUGGUCAAGAGGUGCUGAACGAGAGCCUGUCUAAACUCAGAGGAGUUUGGGAGGACACCAGUUUCCAGCUUGAGCGCCUUCAGGCGAAUGAGUUGUGUGUCAAACAAGAAGAGGAAGGACUCCACAAGAGGACACAGCCAUUCUUCAAACUGAGCUUUGACCCCACCCAAAUGCCCACCAUGGAGCAGCUUUGUGAGGGAUUGCCGCGUGUUGCAGUGGUGCGAGAGGAGGGCAGUAAUGGAGACAGAGAAAUGUCUGUUUCUCUCUUCAUGGCAGGAUUUGAGGUUUGGGAUGUUACUAUGCAAGACCUCUGUUCUGGGUCUCUAACCCUGGAUCCUUUCAAAGCAGUAGUGUUUGUGGGAGGGUUCAGCUAUGCCGAUGUCUUGGGAUCAGCUAAGGGUUGGGCUGCCACAGUUGCAUACAACCCAAAAGCAAAGGCUCAAUUUGAUCUUUUCUGUCAGAGAAGCAACACUCUCAGUCUGGGUGUCUGUAAUGGCUGCCAGCUCCUCGCUUUGCUGGGCUGGGUUGGCAAGAGAGAUGAUGGAACAGAGGCUGAUGUGGUGCUGACCCAUAAUGAGUCGGGCAGGUUUGAGUCCCGUUUUGUCAGUGUCGGGAUCGAGAACUCUCAGUCUGUGUGGCUCCAGGGCAUGGCGGGGUCUGCCCUGGGGGUGUGGGUUGCACAUGGAGAAGGUAUGAUGCAAUUUUCUAGUCCUGAAGCACUGGAGCAGAUGGUGUCUGCCGGUCUAGCCCCUCUGCGUUACCUAGACGACACAGGAUGCCCUACGCAAGAAUACCCUCUGAACCCUAACGGGUCUCCCCGGGGCAUCGCAGGUCUGUGCUCCCCAGACGGCCGGCACCUCGCCAUGAUGCCCCACCCUGAGAGGUGCACUCUCGGAUGGCAGUGGCCCUGGGCCCCGCGGGACUUCAGGACCUCCCUCAAACCGUCCCCAUGGUUACGAAUGUUCCACAACGCAGCGGCCUGGUGCAGCAACCAGCCAUGUUAA